Messenger RNA from Hevea brasiliensis (rubber tree), 630 nucleotides. Its product is annotated as secreted RxLR effector protein 161-like. The transcript has a single exon. The record is from RefSeq and is a predicted model, not a curated record. Lineage: Eukaryota; Viridiplantae; Streptophyta; Magnoliopsida; Malpighiales; Euphorbiaceae. The coding region runs from base 1 to 630 and encodes 209 amino acids.
AUGACAAGAUAUCACUUUUCUGUCGGUGUUUUAAGCGAGUUUAUGGAGAAGCCUACAACAACCCACAUGGCAGCAGUAAAGCAAGUUCUUCGGUACAUCAAAGGUACCUUGAACAGUGGUUGUGUCUACUCAAAGAAGCAACCAGAUAUGAGUCUUGUUGGCUACUGUGACAGUGACCUUGCUGGUGAUAUUGACGACCGGAAGAGCACUACUGGAAUUUUGUUUUUUCUUGGCAGCAGUCCAGUAACUUGGGUCUCGCAAAAACAAAGAGUUGUAGCGCUUUCGUCAUGCGAAGCUGAAUAUAUCGCUGCAACGGCAGGUACUUGUCAAGGGAUUUGGCUAAGCAAAGUGAUUAGUGCAGUUGAAGAUACAGAAGUAAGAGCAACUCUUAAAGUGGACAACAAGUCAGCCAUAGCCCUUGCUAAAAAUCCAGUAUAUCAUGAUAGGAGUAAGCAUAUCGACACUCGCUAUCAUUUUAUUCGUGAUUGUGUGCAGGCUGGAAACAUUGAGUUAGUGUAUGUGAAUACUGAAAUUCAAUUGGCUGACAUGUUAACAAAACCUUUGGGAAGACAACGGUUUGAAGAGCUUCGAGAGAAGUUAGGAAUGAAGACAAUUGGUCAGAAAGAAUGA